GCAACAUGUGAUUUAACCACUUGUGAUUAUUGUUGCUUUAAUUUGAAAGGUCCAACAAUGGGAGGAAUAACAUUACUUCUAGAUCUGUGGAGGAAAAAUCAAAGCUUUAACACAACACAAACAUAUCAAUCUUCUUGGUUUGUUUCUACAUCUGCCACUGUUGCCUCAUUUGCUGCCGGAACCUCUUUGGCCUCAAGGGACUUCUUUGGGACACCAGUUGCUUAUUGUGAUGCUGGAGCGGCAAUUGCUGAAGACUACAUUCCUAGCAUGCCAAGUGUACCAACUGGAAAAUAUUUUUAUCAUGAUUCUCUAAAAUAUAGUAGUACAAAGAGCUACAAUAUUGAACUAAAACCACUAUUAUCUGUUUUUGAAUUGAACUCACUUUCACAUAUUACAUUGAGGUCAUUCUUGAUGUUCUAUUUGCCUCUUUUGGAGCCUCAUGCAAAGAUGGAGCAAGAUGAUGAUGACUUUAUACAGGACAAUGAAGACGAGCUUCGUCUCAAUCUGGCCGGUCCCUUCAGAAAGUCACUGAUUCAAAUCAUCCGUGAGGUUACAGUUGUGACAACUAGGCGCAUUUUAGAAAGAGUAACUGUCCAUUAUGUUUCAAGAAGAAUGGCAUGGAAACUACUCAAAGAUGUUACUAAAUCAGCUGCUCGCAAAGCUGGAAGGAGAAUGCCUACUUUAGUUUACUUCUUUUCUGUGAGCAAAGCAACUUUCAGAGGGCACAUGCUUGGAGUUACAGCAUCAUGGGUUGUCCAAGUAGGCAUCAGAUUAUGUCAAUUCUUCACAUCCAUGUCAAAGAAUGAUGUAAGUGAUAUGAACAAAGAUGAGAGAACAAGACUUCUUAGGCAGAAGAUUUUCAUAGCAACAGUUAGGUGCCAUGCAUCUCUGAUUUUUGCUUCUAUUGGGGGAGGGAUUGGGGCUACCCUUUUUCGCCCCGCGACCGGCCAGUGGAUUAGUUGUGCUAUUGGUGAUUUGGCUGGUCCAGUUAUUGUGGCAGUUUGUGCUGACAGAAUUUUUCACUUGAACUUUUAG
This is a messenger RNA of Lotus japonicus, 1035 nucleotides long. RefSeq lists its product as uncharacterized. The record is from RefSeq and is a predicted model, not a curated record. Bases 58 to 1035 code for a protein of 325 amino acids. The transcript is spliced from 6 exons. Lineage: Eukaryota; Viridiplantae; Streptophyta; Magnoliopsida; Fabales; Fabaceae.